AGUUUCCCUUCUAGUAUUUCUCACCGCGUCCGUCUGUGGAGAGGGCAAAGCUGAAAAACGUAUAGGAACUGAAAAUCAAAAUUUGUUUCCUUCCGGACGCAUUAAGGCGGUCUGUCUUCAGAAAAAGCGCCGCUGCAUUCUCACGUUCAGUGUGGUUGUGGAGAUGGCGGCUACAAAAGUUCCAGAGGUUCGUGACAUCACACGGAUUGAGAGAAUCGGGGCUCAUUCUCACAUCCGCGGCCUUGGACUGGAUGAUGCUUUGGAGCCAAGACAGGUGUCUCAGGGACUGGUCGGCCAGCUGGCCGCCCGUCGUGCAGCAGGGGUCAUCCUGGAGAUGAUUAAAGACGGCCACAUUGCUGGCAGGGCAGUACUGAUCGCCGGCCAACCUGGCACAGGAAAAACUGCCAUCGCUAUGGGAAUAGCACAGUCGCUGGGGCCUGACACGCCCUUCACAGCUCUGGCCGGGAGUGAGAUCUUCUCCCUGGAAAUGAGCAAGACGGAAGCACUGAGCCAAGCUUUUAGAAAGGCAAUCGGAGUGAGAAUCAAGGAGGAGACGGAGAUCAUUGAAGGAGAGGUGGUGGAGAUCCAGAUUGAUAGACCCGCCACUGGAACGGGUGCAAAAGUGGGCAAGCUGACGCUAAAGACUACUGAAAUGGAGACUAUAUAUGAUUUGGGCAACAAGAUGAUUGACAGUCUAAGCAAAGAGAAAGUACAAGCUGGAGAUGUCAUCACCAUUGACAAAGCCACUGGCAAGAUCACCAAGUUGGGACGCUCUUUCACUAGAGCCAGAGACUAUGAUGCUAUGGGAGCUCAGACAAAGUUUGUCCAGUGUCCUGAGGGAGAGCUGCAGAAGAGGAAGGAGGUGGUGCACACAGUGUCGCUCCACGAGAUCGACGUCAUCAACAGCCGCACGCAAGGCUUCCUGGCUCUCUUCUCCGGAGACACGGGAGAGAUCAAGUCCGAGGUCCGUGAGCAGAUUAACGCCAAAGUGUGUGAGUGGAGGGAAGAGGGAAAGGCGGAGAUUAUUCCUGGGGUGUUGUUUAUCGACGAGGUUCACAUGCUGGACAUGGAGUGCUUCUCCUUCCUGAAUCGUGCACUAGAGAGUGAUCUGUCCCCAGUUCUCAUCAUGGCGACCAACAGAGGCAUCACUCGAAUCCGUGGAACAAACUACCAGAGCCCUCACGGCAUCCCCAUCGACCUCCUGGACCGUCUGCUCAUCAUCGCCACCUCACCUUACACAGAAAAAGAAACAAGGCAGAUCCUAAAGAUCCGGUGCGAAGAAGAGGACGUGGAGCUGAGCGAGGAGGCCCACACGGUCCUCACUCGGAUCGGCAUGGAGACGUCGCUGCGCUACGCCAUCCAGCUGAUCAGCACGGCUGGGCUGGUGUGUCGUAAACGCAAGGGGACGGAGGUCCAGGUGGAGGACAUCAAGAGGGUUUACUCACUCUUCCUGGAUGAGGCCAGGUCCUCCCAGUACAUGAAGGAGUACCAGGAUUCCUUCCUCUUCAAUGAAACGCAAACGGCUUCCAUGGAUACGUCAUAAUGGAGACUUCCCCAAAGUGUUUCUUGUUUUUCCCGUUAUCCACAGUUAGUCUGGUUGAAUUGUAUUGUUUCUACUACAAAAACGGGAAAUUAAUCUGUGAAUUUUCUCAAUUUUGCUUAAAUGUUGCAGCUGUCGGAGAUGGAAUUCAUGUGGAAAUUUGGCUAAAAAAUUUGGCCUUUUUUUUGAAUGACCUACGUAAUUAAUGCCUUGUUCCUCAGAUAUUCAUUAAUUUUAUGUUUAUUUUGUGAAUCCUGUCUUUGGAUUUUUUUUGACAAAAAAAUAAAACAAGCUUUUAUAAUUA
This is a messenger RNA of Xiphophorus hellerii (green swordtail), 1844 nucleotides long. RefSeq names its product RuvB-like AAA ATPase 2 (gene ruvbl2). NCBI's taxonomy places the organism in Eukaryota, Metazoa, Chordata, Actinopteri, Cyprinodontiformes, Poeciliidae. The record is from RefSeq and is a predicted model, not a curated record. The coding region runs from base 164 to 1543 and encodes 459 amino acids. Gene Ontology annotation, molecular function: ATP hydrolysis activity; ATP binding; ATP-dependent activity, acting on DNA. The transcript is spliced from 14 exons.